AUGAAGACUUCAAUGAAAAAAGAUGAAAGCCAAGAGGAAAUUUAUGGAGCAUUCUUUGUGCUGGAUGCUACCGAGUACUGGGCACAAACGUUGGUGCCCUUGGCGGGGCUUAUAGACAACGACACCGCUGGCCUCCGCCAUUAUGCUCGCCAGGAGAGAUGCGGUCGAUCAUCCUACGGAGAAGUUGCGCUUCGUUGCCCUCUACACGAGGUACAAACGUUUUGCCCAUUUUUCGAGGCAGAAAGAGCUGAAUUAGCGCAGAGUUCGCGACGAUAUUUGGGGUUAUCAACGAGCUGA
This is a messenger RNA of Plasmopara halstedii, 297 nucleotides long. RefSeq lists its product as uncharacterized. Bases 1 to 297 code for a protein of 98 amino acids. The transcript has 2 exons. NCBI's taxonomy places the organism in Eukaryota, Oomycota, Peronosporomycetes, Peronosporales, Peronosporaceae. The record is from RefSeq and is a predicted model, not a curated record.